Hippocampus comes (tiger tail seahorse) is the source of this 3269-nucleotide messenger RNA. It is a transcript of the gene stil, whose product is annotated as STIL centriolar assembly protein. The record is from RefSeq and is a predicted model, not a curated record. The transcript has 16 exons. Bases 697 to 2946 code for a protein of 749 amino acids. Lineage: Eukaryota; Metazoa; Chordata; Actinopteri; Syngnathiformes; Syngnathidae. Gene Ontology annotation, biological process: smoothened signaling pathway; mitotic spindle organization; microtubule organizing center organization. Gene Ontology annotation, cellular component: microtubule organizing center.
UUUGCUAUAACCGUCGGUUUAGUUUUGAGACAAAAAUGCUUCAUUUAAUUUUGGUACGUAUGUCAGCCAAUUUGAUAACAUUUUAUCCUUUGUCACGAUAAAACACGUUAAAAAUGGUGAAAUUGAACCAUUUCUGCUACCACGUCAUUCGUACAGUAUUUCCACUGUCACUAAUGCAAAUAGUAAUAAUUGAAAAGCAUUGCAAACAGUACAGUAAUCAUCAAAGGCGCCACGUCCACUAAUUGCUGUUGACCAUUAUUCAAGGGGGGCGCUGUGAGGAUUUCUUCUUGUUUCCGCGGCCCACCAACGAGGAAGUCAAGUGGCACGCUAUUGGUCGGCGAUUCGGCGAGAGCGCUUUCCGAUUGGCCGCUCAUGCUUCCGCUUGGCUUCGGAGUGGCCCGCCAGCCGAGCGCUAAACGGCGCCAUCGUCGAACCGCGUCCGCUCGAGCGUGCGACGUUUCGCCAAAAAGCAACCGCGAGGCAGCCCGCCGCCGCGCCUUUCCUCUUGUCCCGUCUUACUCGCCAUUCGAAUGCUCUGAAAAACGGGCACGCGGAGUCGAAGACGCCGGGAGCUAACGCGGCUCGCCGCUAACGAUCGCGCGCCCAAACGCUCACUCCGCCCCUUCGUUUCUUUUCUUUUCUUUUCUUGCAUUUUUAUUUUUUGACGGUUGUUUUGUGCCGAAGUGUCAGUCAUCGAUGAGCUGCCCGGUCAACCUCCAGGCUUUGCAGGCUGCUGCUUUCCACCAGGCCCCCGGUCCCCGAAACGUGGGGGCGAGGUCCCUGACGGCGCUCAGCUUCCCCAAAUCCAGAACUUGUUUGUGGGACGGCCGCCCCGCCGGAGAGAAACUCUGCAUCCAGCUGUGCUCUCACAGAAUGCCGCGCCUCCUUCUGCGCGAGAAGGCCCUUCGUCUGGCUCAGCGUCACGCCCGCCGAUGCGACGCGUCUCCUGUCCGCUGCUUCUUCCUGGGCUCCGUGGCCGUGGACGCAGACGAGGAGGGCGUCACCGUGACGCUGGACCGCUUCGAUCCGGGGCGAGAGCGGGCCGCCGACCCGGGCCGCGUUCCUGCGGCCGCGAUGCCGGGGGAUGUGCUGGUUCCUUGCUCCUUCUCGGGCCAGGAGAGCUCCGAGGACCUCAUCCAAUCGGAGGCUGAGCUGACGCGCUCCAUCUCUGCAGUACGGGCUCACGUGAGCGGCCGGCAGCCCCUGGAUCUGUGCCAGCUGAUGAAGGUGAAAGGUCGCGUCAGCUGCGAGCGGCGGGGAGACGCCGCGUCCUUCUGGCUGGGCUGGUCGUCCGUGUGUCCGUCCGUCCGCUUGGACGCGCAGCCGGUCCGCCCCGUCCCCGUCAUCCCCACCGCGCUGCUCAGGAGUUUGAGUGGCGCGGGCGGCCGCCGGCGAGGGUUUGUGACGAUGGAUCAGAGCAGGAAGUUGCUGCUGCUGCUGGAGUCUGACCCCAAAGCCUCCAAACUGCCGCUGGUUGGCAUCUGGCUGAGCGGCGUGAGCCUCGUGUCCAACCCUCACGUGUGCGCCUGGUGUCUCCGGUUCCUCUUUGGCUCCGCCCUCCAAGACAGGGUUCUGUCGGAGGACGACGCUUUCCUGCUGGUCACCUUCGCCUCCCCGCGCGCGGCGCCCGCCUUCUUCCAGUGUCGGCCUUCCGCGUCCGCCCCCGCUCGGCGGCUGGAGUGCCGGCUGCUGAGCGCCCGGCGGCGCGUGACGCUCUACCAGGGCGCGGCGGCGGAAGGUCGGCCUUUGGAGUUCCAGCUGAUCCCGGAAGCCGACCCGAGGCAAGCGCGAGUCUUCCGAGACGCCCGGCGCUCCUUCGGCAGUGACAGUCCUCCUCCUCCUCCUCCUCCGGCGGCGACGACAUGUGUCAGCGAGCAAGACUCUGGCGUGCAGGACGACGAGUGGUCACCUCGACCUUCGCCUCGCCCCCACUUUCCCGCACAGCAGGCUCCUCCCGUUCAGCCGGCCGUUCCGGAACUUUCUCUGUUGAUGGACGGCGGCGCCGAGGACGACGGGGAGCGGGCUCCUCCUCUCCUCCACAGCACCCCCGACCCUCACCCCCCUCAGCGGACCACCCGCCGCCCCCCGCUUGGCACGCCGGUGGCCCGCAGCCCCCCCGCGCCCAAGCCUCGCCAUCCUCCCGCCUCCGCGCCGGCCGCCGGGUCGCCCGCCCGUGUGCCGCGCUCCUCCUUUGAGACGGAAUCGUGCGACGCCCGGCGCUUCCUCUGGCAAGACCGGCAGCUCCGCCUCCUGCAGGCUCAGGUCCAGAUGCUGCUGGAAGCUCAGGCGGUGCGGCCGACCCGCGGGACCGAGGGCACCUGUACCAGCAGCAGCGUUGCCGUGGCAACGGGUGCCAGUCUCCUUUGGUGCGCUCAGACUCCGCCUCCCCAGGCGGUCCCUGGCGCCCUCGCCUCGCCCUCCCGGGAAGACGACGUCGCGGGCCCGGAGCCGACGGUCGAGACGGAGCCCCGCUUUUACGGCGACCGCACGCACGGAGCGGCCGAAGCGACGAGCGGCUCGCCGGCGUCCCAGAGGAAGGGGCGCGGCGGCGGCGGCGCGGAGGGCCGAGAGGUCGUGACCGGCGUGUCGCAACAACGCAGCGCGCCGACCGACCCGGACGGGACGGCCAUUUUGCUGGAGUACCUCAAGCGCUCGCCGCCGGGCGACGCGACCUCGCCGGGCCCCGCCCUCUCGCCGCUGUCGCCGAGCAACAUGUCGGUGGCCACGGCGACUUACAUGCGUCGUCACGGCCUCCUGGCGGGCCCGCUCGAGCUCCUCCCGCGGAGCCGCUUGAUCGGGGAGCCGAGGCCCGCGGCGGCGCCGCCGGCCGACGAGAUGGCCGACGAGGAGAAGCCCGAGGCCGGCCGGCCGCCGGCGCCCGGGGACGCCUCGGUGGGCAACAUCCUGGACCUCAGUCGCCUCAGACAGCUGCCCAAGCUCUUUUAACGCUCAGGGCGUGUUUUGGCUCGUCCUUAACGGGUUAGUGUGGAGCGUGCGUGACGUGCGAGCCGUCGAGUGGAAAAAGGCCCCCGACGUUGCUGACCUAACGGGCGAAAAGCGCACGUGAUGUUCAAGGUUGUGGAAAGCGCUUCGUUGCAGCUGCCGUCGAGAACGGCGGAUCGUCUCGGAGGCUGCGGACGGACGCUCGCUCUGCUCGUCGAGUACAAAUAUGACCGUCGCCCCCUCGGGGUCCCAAGGUCCACGCCGUGUUUGCGCACCGCAGGUCGCCGACCUCCGUGACGCAUAAAUCCCGCGUGUCGUCUGCCCAG